Vespula vulgaris is the source of this 1898-nucleotide messenger RNA. RefSeq names its product tRNA selenocysteine 1-associated protein 1 (gene Secp43). The record is from RefSeq and is a predicted model, not a curated record. Bases 252 to 1136 code for a protein of 294 amino acids. Lineage: Eukaryota; Metazoa; Arthropoda; Insecta; Hymenoptera; Vespidae. The transcript has 5 exons. Gene Ontology annotation, molecular function: RNA binding.
UAUUUAGUAAACAGUAUUAUAAAUUGUAAUAAAUAUCAGUAUAAAAAUCGAUAAAGUCAAAAGCAAGAUAUUUUUAUUAAAUAUAUUUCUUUUGUAAAGAGUUCUUAUGUAUGUUUAUUUAACUUAUUCUAACAACGGUGAAAAAUAAUUAGGUUAUGUGUACAAACAUAAAUUAAAAAAAUAAUUUACAAUAUAUUGACAUUCAUCAAUCGUAUAAAACGAUUUACUUUUUGUUUAUUACAAAUAAGAUUAUGUCGUCAGGACCAAUGGUAUUGUGUCAACUAUGGAUGGGUGGCCUUGAGCCAUACAUGACCGAAAGUUUUAUUAUGAAUGCUUUUCAUAAAAUGGGAGAACAGCCUCAAACCGUAAAAGUUAUGAGAAAUCGUUAUACGGGUGAACCUGCUGGUUAUUGUUUUGUGCACUUUCCAACGGAUGAAAUGGCACUAGAUGCUAUGCAUAAGCUUAAUGGCAAAGCGAUUCCUGGGUCAAAUCCCACUGUGAGGUUUCGAUUAAAUCAUGCCAGCACUACUGGUAAACCUGCUGCUGACAGAGAGUUCAGUAUUUGGGUAGGAGAUUUGUCCACAGAUGUAGAUGAUUAUUCUUUAUAUAGAGCAUUUGCUGCAAAAUAUAAUUCUAUCAGAACAGCUAAAGUAAUAUUAGAUAGUUCAGGAUUUAGUAAAGGUUAUGGUUUUGUAAGAUUUGCAAACGAAGAAGAGCAGAAGAAUAGUUUGGUGACAAUGAAUGGGUAUAGGGGAUUGGGAACAAAGUCUCUAAAGAUCUGUAAUGCUGUGCCAAGACCUUGGAAUAAAAUAUCAACACCACCUCAAUCAUCUUCAGAAUAUGCACCAUCAAAUAUGAAUUCUGAAGCAUAUAACUAUUAUGAUACUUCUUCCUAUUGGAAUAGUUACAGUGCUUGGCAGCAAGGUUAUUAUGAAAGUGAGCCAACAUCAGAUGCUUAUAAUAGUUAUGUUUCUGAUCAGAAACCAGAAGAAGAUGAAUUAGAACUAAUUGAACAUUCUAUUCCUUUAGAUAUUGAUAAAUUAAAUAGGGAGAUAAUUGAACAAGAUUAUAAUUUAUGGGAUGCUUUAGAAAGUUCCAAAUGGAUUCCUUGUGAUACCAUAGAAUUGUGUUAUUAGUAAUAUUUUAUUAAAUUACUUUUAUUUUUGUAAUUUUAACAUUUUGUAAAAUUCCUCUUGUAGUUAUAAAUAUUUAAAUAUUACUCGCAAACAAAAGUUAAAUAGAUAUUAAAGAUGAAAGGAAAGUAUAAAUAAACCAAAUGUUUUGUAGAAAAUAAUCAAAGAAAGUGCUUAUUAAAGCAAUUUCUUUUAAUAUUUGAUAUAUCACUUUAUUAUUAUGAUUUUUAUAAUCAUCAAUGUUACUAUAGUGAUUCAGUUUAGAUAUAAAUAAUACGAUAUACUUUUUUAGAGAUAUUGAAAUGUAACAUCCGUUUCCUUCUUAUUUCUAACAGAACUCCUGCUGGAAAUAAUAGCUUAAGCGAUUAGUUAUUUCGUGCGUAUCCUACGUUACACUUACUUGUCGUUAGUUAGAUUUAAAUCGUCAGAUAUAACAGAACAUAAAAAACGAGCUCAAAUACGUGUGAUUUUUGUAUUCGUAAUAAGGUUUUUAUAACAAAAUUUAAAAAAUAAAAUUAAUUGUACCGAGAGUUAAAUAAGGCAGAAAAUAAAAUUAAGAUGCUCAUAUAUCAUAUUAUAAUUUUUAAAAUGUUAUAUUUUGGAAAAAUUGUUAAAGCUGGAUGGGUCGAAAUUCCUGAAUUUUCAGAUGAAAAGAAAGUUUACAGGUAUGUGUUAUAUUACUUUAUAAUGUACAUUGUGUGUGUGUGUGUGUGCGUGUGUGUAUAUUAUUAAUUUAUAUAUAUAUUAUAAUAGAACAAAUAUGUA